Messenger RNA from Mercenaria mercenaria, 1222 nucleotides. RefSeq lists its product as uncharacterized. Lineage: Eukaryota; Metazoa; Mollusca; Bivalvia; Venerida; Veneridae. Bases 1 to 864 code for a protein of 287 amino acids. The transcript has 7 exons. The record is from RefSeq and is a predicted model, not a curated record.
AUGGACUCCAGUAGUAUGAUACAACCUCGACUGCGACAGCUAAUUGUUACUCGUCACCAUAUGAGCCGUGCCAUGAUAAAACCAACAUGGUGUGUUUUCGACGCGCAUAUCUCCAGAUCAGCUUGUGCAUCAGCGCAGUGUGGUCAGUAUCCAUGCUGUUCUCUAACGGUUUCUGGAAGUUAUUUUGGUGAUCUUGAAGAUAUUGAAGGAGAGUUAGAAAGGAAUAGCAGUAGAAGAGGCAGGGGCAGGGGCAGGGCUAGAGUUAAGACAACCAGUGGAACAGACAGAGGUGGAAGGGGAAGAGGAGUUUGGGGCAGUAGGUCCAGAAGCAGUGGUGGAAGCAGGGGUAGACGAGGGCAAGGCAGGGGUCGGGUGGUCGUGCAAAAGUACCAGGUUGUCCAAGUUAGACAAAGAAAGAAAUUAGCCAGUACUGGUACAGUCAAACAUGUGAAGAGAGAAUUGGUGAAACGUAUGGACACAGAGAAGCUGAGGAAUCUGGUUCUGGCCUUACUGAAGAGGGAGCCGGGGCUUCUCUUUGAUCUUGUAGAGGAUGACGCCGUCAUCAUGACGGGACUCCACCACCAUCACCUCCAGCAAAUGAACCGUAUUGUUCUUGACCCAGGAGUAAUGGCAAUAGGACAGGCCUACUACAGGGAUAUGUUGGGAAGACAUCGCCAACGAGUUGAAGAUUACAAUAGAACCAUGCGACAUGCAGGAUAUCGCAAUUUUACACUUUGGAGAUACGGACACUUGGGGGCUGGAAUCAGACGAGUGAUUCCUAGUUGCUGUGUUCUAGCUAUAAGGCAAACAUUUCCUUCAGCCUCAGGACAGUACACAGGCUUUGUGCCUGCAUGUUUCGUUUGAAUUACAUUGUCAUUUUACAGACCUUACCAUUUUUGUGCCAUGUGUAAUUUACUCAGAGGAGAAUAACCCAGUUUUCCAAAGCAUGGUCAAGACAGUCAUGUGAUUAUUCACCUAUACAGUGCCUUUUCUUUAAUGUAUAAAAGGAAAGACUGUGAAUAUAAAACCCUUAUGAAAGUUCUAGUUUAGGUCUUGGAGACUUUUGUUCACAUUCAACUACUGAUGUUUAUCAUUUGAGUUUGUUUGCUUAUGAUUGACACUUUUGAGAUACAGUUUGUAUUGUCUUUAGACUACAGGAAAUCAUGAGGAAUUUUCAAGUGAUGUUAUUUUCAACAUCCAAAAAAAAGCUGAAGUAACUACA